This is a messenger RNA of Cyclopterus lumpus (lumpfish), 2457 nucleotides long. RefSeq names its product kinesin light chain 1a (gene klc1a). The record is from RefSeq and is a predicted model, not a curated record. Gene Ontology annotation, cellular component: cytoplasm; kinesin complex; membrane-bounded organelle. The transcript is spliced from 16 exons. Bases 308 to 2230 code for a protein of 640 amino acids. Gene Ontology annotation, molecular function: kinesin binding. NCBI's taxonomy places the organism in Eukaryota, Metazoa, Chordata, Actinopteri, Perciformes, Cyclopteridae. Gene Ontology annotation, biological process: axo-dendritic transport.
GCCUCUUCCGCGCGCCGCCGCAGUCAGUCGCUCGUCUCGCGGACCCCAACGAGCACGGUGGCUCCGACUAAAGCCUGGAGCGGUUUGACAGUUUAGGGGGCCGGCUAUGGAGCGGGCUGGUCAUCUUUAACACCGGACACCGUUUAUCGGGUUUGGUAACACAUAUAUAUAUGUUUUGAUUUGUUGUUUUGUUUAUUUUUUACACACGUAUCGGCCUACAUGUAAAAAAAAAAGAGAGAAGAAAACAAGGAGCACGUGAUCCAAACGGUUUAAAAGCUGCGUUGGCGACGGAUGUCCUGGAGAACGGAUGCGUGAGGACAUGUCCACCAUGGUGUGCGUGAAGGAGGAGGACCUCGGGGAGAAGCUGUCCCAGGAUGAGAUCAUCUCCCGGACCAAGCAGGUGAUCCAGGGCCUGGAGGCCCUGAAGCAGGAGCACCACUCCAUCCUGGAGGGCCUGCUGGGCACGCUGCGCUGCCUGAAGCAGGAUGAGGAGGGCGUCCUGGUGGAGGAGAAGUCCCACAUGAUCCGCAGGUCCAUGGAGAUGCUGGAGCUCGGCCUCAGCGAGGCUCAGGUGAUGAUGGCGCUGUCCAGCCACCUGAGCUCGGUGGAGUCGGAGAAGCAGAAGCUCCGGGCUCAGGUGCGCCGGCUGUGCCAGGAGAACCAGUGGCUGAGGGACGAGCUGGCCGGUACGCAGCAGAAGCUGCAGAAGAGCGAGCAGAGCGUGGCCCAGCUGGAGGAGGAGAAGAAGCACCUGGAGUUCAUGAACCAGCUGAAGAAGUACGACGAGGACUUGUCCCCAUCGGAGGAGAAGGACUCUGAUUCCAGUAAAGAGACUUUAGACGACCUCUUCCCAGAUGACCAGGACGACCAACCCCCAGGCAUCCAGCCGACUCACGGCAGCGCGGCGGCGGCGGCGGCCCAGCAGGGGGGCUACGAGAUCCCGGCCCGCCUGAGGACCCUCCACAACCUGGUGAUCCAGUACGCCUCCCAGGGCCGCUACGAGGUGGCCGUGCCCCUCUGCAAACAGGCCCUGGAGGACCUGGAGAAGACCUCCGGACACGACCACCCCGACGUGGCCACCAUGCUGAACAUCCUCGCCCUGGUUUACAGGGACCAGAACAAAUACAAGGAGGCGGCCAACCUGCUGAACGACGCUCUGGCCAUCAGGGAGAAGACGCUGGGCCGAGACCAUCCAGCUGUCGCCGCCACCCUCAACAACCUGGCCGUCCUGUACGGGAAGAGGGGGAAGUACAAGGAGGCGGAGCCUCUGUGCAAGAGAGCGCUGGAGAUCAGAGAAAAGGUGCUGGGGAAGGACCACCCAGACGUGGCCAAGCAGCUGAACAACCUGGCCCUGCUGUGUCAGAACCAGGGCAAGUACGAGGAGGUGGAGUACUACUACAUGAGGGCGCUGGAGAUCUACCAGACCAAGCUGGGCCCCGACGACCCCAACGUGGCCAAGACCAAGAACAACCUGGCCUCCUGCUACCUGAAGCAGGGAAAGUUCAAGCAGGCGGAGACGCUCUACAAGGAGAUCCUGACCAGAGCUCAUGAGAGGGAGUUCGGCUCUGUUGAUGAUGAGAACAAACCCAUCUGGAUGCACGCUGAGGAGAGAGAGGAGCAGAGCAAGGGGAAGCAGAAGGACGGCUCCUCCUUUGGGGAAUAUGGAGGCUGGUACAAGGCCUGCAAAGUGGACAGCCCCACGGUGACCACCACCCUGAAGAACCUCGGUGCCCUCUACAAGCGGCAGGGCAAGUUCGAGGCGGCCGAGACUCUGGAGGAGGCGGCCAUGCGCUCCAGAAAGCAGGGUCUGGACACCGUGCACAAGCAGCGCGUGGCGGAGGUCCUGAGCGAGCCCGAGGCCCGAGAGAAACAGCGUAGCCGCGAGAGCUUGACCUCCGACACGGUGAAGUACGAGAGCGGGCCGGACGGCGGCGAGGAAGUGAGUAUGAGCGUGGAGUGGAACGGGGACGGCUCCGGCUCCUUGAAGAGAAGCGGUUCCUUCAGUAAACUCAGAGCUUCGAUCCGCCGCAGCAGCGAGAAGCUCGUCCGUAAGCUGACGGGCGGCUCGUCCCGGGACAGCGAGCCCAAGAACCCCGGCAUGAAGCGAGCCAGCUCUCUGGGGGUCCUUAACGUGGCGGACCAGACCGCCAGCGACCUCCACCAAGAACGAAAUAAUCGUCUGAGAAAGAGUCGCGACCUGAGUGCCAGUCACAGCGACCUGGCGCGUUGAAGGUGGAGCCAUGAUCCUGGAGGACGUUGGGGGGCGGAGCCUAAGAGGUCACUUCCUGUCCAGACCCCGCCCCCUUCCUGGUGACCGGCCCCUUAAAUCAGCAUCACACAACCGAGUGCUCACUGUGCCGGUUUCUGUGUCGCUGGAAGGUUUAAGACACACCAGAGAGCUGCUGUGUGUGUGUGUGUGUGUGUGUGCGUGUGACGCUGUGUGUGUGUGUGUGUGUG